UGGACAUAAUAAUGGUAAUGAAUUUCUUCACAACCAAUCCACUUUAUGUCAGUACGGAAAUACGUAAUUUUGAACGCGACGAAAAUGAGGAAACUAAUCAAGCAAGAAUGCAGUGGUUGUGCUACACAAGAGGGUGGCUGGCAUGGUGUAGCGCCGUUAAUGUGGCUGCGCAGAAGAAGCGAAGAACCACCAUGCGCUUCCGUGAAGUGCUACUGGCCAAAUGCCAGAUUAUCUACUAUUGGCAGUAAUCUAAAAUUCAUAGAAGCCUUUCACAUUACACAUUAAUCCCACACUUGACCAACGCCUAUGCAUCACCACGUCGGCACAAACAAGGUUUGAACAGUGUUCCCCCUACAGCAACAAGAUGAUUAC
Acanthoscelides obtectus is the source of this 372-nucleotide messenger RNA. The record is from the annotation of a GenBank genome assembly. NCBI's taxonomy places the organism in Eukaryota, Metazoa, Arthropoda, Insecta, Coleoptera, Chrysomelidae.